This is a messenger RNA of Fusarium venenatum, 258 nucleotides long. Lineage: Eukaryota; Fungi; Ascomycota; Sordariomycetes; Hypocreales; Nectriaceae. The record is from RefSeq and is a predicted model, not a curated record.
AUGUCUUCUCAAACUUCCACAGAGAACAACACUGUCGAGAUCGACAACAACAGCAUCCUCAAUGCUUCAACUCCCAAAGCCUUGGGAGUUCCCUCGGCAGACAAGUCAGCCAAGGAAUCAAAGCCAAGCCAGGCUCUGGACGAGAUGGUCGAGGCUCUUGACGCAGAGAUAGAGCAGACAAAGGAGGGGAUGAGGGCCGUCUGGGAAGAGAUUGCCAUUGAAAAUGGGAAGCUCUACACGAUCCAGGAGUGGAUUUAA